Molecule: messenger RNA, 321 nt
Organism: Monodelphis domestica (gray short-tailed opossum)
Lineage: Eukaryota; Metazoa; Chordata; Mammalia; Didelphimorphia; Didelphidae
Source: RefSeq, a predicted model, not a curated record
AUGAUGGAUGAUUUGAAGAGAUUCCCUUACAAAAAAUUACCAAGUGUUGAAGGUCUUCAUGCCAUUGUAGUGUCAGAUAGGGAUGGAGUGCCUGUUAUCCAAGUGGCAAAUGAUAAUGCUCCAGAGAAUGCUUUGAGACCAGCUUUCCUCUCCACCUUUGCACUUGCAACAGAUCAGGGCAGCAAACUGGGACUUUCAAAAAACAAAAGUACCAUUUGCUAUUGCAAUGCAUACCAAGUAGUUCUAUUCAACCGGUUACCAUUGGUGGCAAAUUUCAUAGCAAGCAGCAGUGCUAAUACUGGACUGAUUGUCAGUCUAUAA